This is a messenger RNA of Lethenteron reissneri (Far Eastern brook lamprey), 7500 nucleotides long. It is a transcript of the gene GHDC, whose product is annotated as GH3 domain containing. Gene Ontology annotation, cellular component: cytoplasm. NCBI's taxonomy places the organism in Eukaryota, Metazoa, Chordata, Hyperoartia, Petromyzontiformes, Petromyzontidae. Gene Ontology annotation, molecular function: acid-amino acid ligase activity. The record is from RefSeq and is a predicted model, not a curated record.
GAACACGUGGCCGCGUUGCAUAACAAACACGGAAGGGCUGGGAAAUCGUGGUAAUGACAACAGAGUAGUACAGUGUCCUCGUUACAAUUGUGUCCCCUUGCAGCCAGGCGGUGUCCGCCCGUAGUCACACGAGCCCCGGAGGGCAGCGGCAGCAGCAGCAGGAGCAGCGAUGGGCUCCUUCCUCGGCAUCGGCGUCGCCACGAUCGGCGGCGCCGGCCUGGCGUGCGCCUUCGCCUUGGCGUGGGACAUCAGGCAGCGCACGGUGUCCGAGAGCCACACGUUGGGCAGCCUCCUGGGACAGUACUUCUGCUACGCCGUCUUGCACAGGCUGGGGAGGUGGCAGCGCAAGAGGCUGGAGGCGGACACCAUGGACGUGGCCACCGCGCAGGAGGAGACGCUGCUCGCUCGGCUGCAGCGGAACGGCGGCACGGCGUACGGGCGUCAGCACGGCCUCGACUCCAUCCGCAGCCGUCGGGAGCUGAGGGAGAGGCACCCACUCACCAGAUACGAUCACUACCGGGCGUACGUGGAGCGGGUGGCGUGUGGGGAGCUGGGAGUUCUCACAUCUCAGCAGCCGUCGAUCCUGGCCCUCACGUCCGGCACAUCGGGCCACUGCAGCAUGCUGCUCAGCCUGCCCUCCACCCUGCGGGAGUUCUUCCUCCAGGGAGUGGCCGUCAUCCUGUGCGUCAUGUUCGACACGUACCCCGAAGCCAGGAACCUUCAGAAGGUGGCAAAAUUCUUUUACAUGCCGCGCUGGCGUUCGUCGGAGGCCGGCAUCCCCGUGGGACCCAACUCCUCGUCACCGGACAGCAGCAAGGGACUCCUGGGCAUCUACUCCACCCCGGGGUGCGCCUUUGCCAUCGCGAGCGAGCGGGAGGCCCUCUACGUGCACCUGCUGUUCGCGCUGCGCGACCGACGCCUGGGCUCGUUGGAGGCGAACUUCGCAUCGCUCGUGUACCACGCCUUCUCCGCGCUGGAGAUGCGGUGGCAGCGCUCGUUGGCUGAAGACAUCGAGUUGGGCCGGGUGAGCCCCAACAUCGACCUUCCGGACGACAUACGCUCCUCGCUGAACGCCCUACUCAGGCCGGAUCCGGCGCGUGCCGAGGAGCUGCGUCGGGCGUUUGCCGGCGGAUUCGACGGCAUCGCCCGCAGGAUCUGGCCGCAUCUCAACCUGGUGCUGGCCGUAGACUCCGGCUCCAACGAGCCAUACGGCCGGGCCCUGGAGAACCACUACUGCCGGGGAGUGCCCCUCUACUCACCUCUGUACGGAGCCACGGAGGGUCUGAUCGGGGUGAACCUGUGGCCGGGGCGUCGGGAAAGGCGCUACCUGCUGUGUCCCCGCUCCAUGGUGUGCGAGUUCAUCCCCGUGCAGCACGCCGGGCAGGAGCAGCCGGGCACGCUGCUCAUGGAGGAGGUGCAAGAGGGGCAGGUCUACGAGCUGGUGCUCACGAAUGGCUCAGGCCUCUACCGAUAUCGCUUUGGUGACGUUAUUCAAGUGGUUGGAUUCCACAACCGGUGUCCCAUCGUGGAAUUUAUGUACAGGCAGGGCAUGAUGCUGAACGUGCGAGGAGAGAAGACGUCCGAAGGUUUGUUCGACAGGGUCAUGAAGCGCACCGCUCGCAUCUGGGGUGGCUCCGAGCUGCUCGACUACUGCUGUGCGGAGAGUGUCCUUCUCGGAAACUCAGCAGGAACUUCUGACCCACACUAUGAGGUGUUCGUGGAAGUCAAAGGAACCCAAUAUUUAUCUGAUGAAAAGAGAAACAAGCUCGAUCAGUUUCUGCAGGAAGAGUCGGCGGUGUACAAGUCAUUCCGCAACAAAGGCAGCAUCGGGCCAGCCCGGGUAAACCUGAUCCACCAAGGGGCAUUCCAGGAUCUCAAGAAAUAUACCCUCGAGAAAUCUGGAGCCAGUCCUAACCAGUACAAGACUCCCCGGGUGCUGAAGAACAAGGAGCAGGUUGACAUUUUAUUGCAGAGAUGCAUUGCCUGAGUAUGGAGCAAGCUGGAUGAGACUGUACGUCCCAGCAUGUGGCAAGCCCAUAAAGCAAAGACUGCCUCAACGGCAAAUGGCAAUAGUGAUGGUAGAAAUGCAGUUCUCAGGCAAUUAAAAUGUGUGCGAUGAGUGCAUACGUUUUGUUUUCGUUUCCUUUUCAGUGGUUUAUCUCCGAAGCCUUUAGGUCUUAAAAAGUUAGAAUAAACAAAUACGAGCAAUACGUGUCCACAAAGUUGGUUGGUACAUUGCCCCAAUAUUCAGUGUAAUGACGAAAACUAUAAUGAUGUAGUAAGGGUGAAAAUAAUGGUUUCAAUUCCACUGAUGAACCAGUGGAUGUCUGCUGUCUCUCAGUCGGUUCAGAUCUAAAUACAAGCGGUCCCUGCUUUUAUAACACGAAUAUUUUGUGGAAACCCCAUAUCUGUCAAUCCCUUAUCGGUGCCCCUACCGUAUUACAGACCAAUUCAGACUGUAUUGGUUACCCAGUGCCCGUAUAAAUCUCAACGUUCAUCCUACAAAGUCCCAUCACAAGGGAGAAACACAAACAAAUAAACCAAAAAAAAAUGUCGCCCGUAUUGAAACGGCUGUACGCCGUAUGGAUCUGAAAACGCAAUUUCCCCGUACAAGAAUACGGGUAAACCGUAUGGGGUUGACGGGUAUGAAACCCCGUCGUAAAUCGCAUCGUCAUAAAGCAGACCCCUAUUUUCCCAUAGUAAAAAACAGUAGAAACAUCACUUUCCGAUGUGUUUUUUUCUUUUAUAAGCCAUACUUAACAGGGUUCAAUCGGUAAUAAUCUGCAAAAAAACAACAGCUGAGAAUAACAAAUGAUCCAAGCCGAGUCACGUCGGAAACCGGACCGACUCUGUUCAAAUGCGUUCAGAGUCGUGUCGGAAGAUGCGCCGUAAAUCCAGUUUCUGCGUCGUAAAUCGAUCCAUGGUGACACUGCUGACGGUCGCAUGUCCUACGUGCACUGGCUGUGGCCGUGUAGACAGAUGUGCGAUUGGCAGUUUUUCUUCCCACAUUGCUUGCACUAGUAGCUUAAUGUUUUGAAGGAACGGCCAUGUAAACUAUGACCCAAGUAGGGGUGGUUGGGUAGCACAGUCGUCCAAAAACCGACAUUCUGGGGUGCAGUCAAAGUAGCCACCUACAAACCAGGUUCUCGAGUCGAGUGAGUUGAUUGGUUCAGCCUGCUCCACCAAUCGCUGCAGGUAGCGUUUUUGUUGUAAAAGUUUUGUACUUCAUUGGCAAAAUGCUAACUCAGACAAUGAACAAUUAUAGGUGGAACUGCCACACAAAUAAUGUAUGUACGUAACAGAAUAUGUGGGGCAGUGUUCCUGUAGUGGGCAGAUAAAAUAGGUCGCCUAAAGAGGUCUCAGAAGUAGUUCUGUGGUGUCUUUUCUUACGAGCAAUUCUCUAACGCGUAUGCAACUGCCGAAAGCACAAUUUAAGUUAAAUUGGAGAAAUUACUACAAAAUAUAAAAAUAUGACAAUGGCACUUGAUAACUAAUUUUUGCAAACUAUGUCGUCAACGUUGUCACUUUCUGUGCAGAAGUUAAGUGCGAACGUAUUCUCUAAAAACUGUGUUCCCUGCUGGGCUCAAUUUUUUUUAAUGCAGAAAAGUGUUUGGCAUCUCACGCAUUCCAAAUAAGCUUCGUCAUUUUGUUGUUGUUUUAAGUCUGCUUUGUCACAUGCUCUGGUGACACAUGGCCACACACACACAGAUCAAUAUCUCCCAGCUAUCCUUUUUUGACUUUCGAUCCACUCCUAUAACCAUAUAUAAAAUGUAUUUGAAUUAUUUACAUCCAAUAUGAUGACAUACGUAAUAUGUGUUGCCCCUCCCGGCGUUUUGUUUCAAAACCGUGAAGGGGCUUUUCGGAGGUUUGCAAAGAUCAGCCAGCAGUUUGCCGUAAUUAAUUAAACUUCCUUUCUCGUGUAGUUCCACACACAUCCUUCUUAGAGACGUUUAGCAUAUUUUUUGUUCCAGCUUCAAUCUGCAUAAGGCAGCUCAUUUCUGCACUCUGCACAAUCCUGUAUCUAUAUGUCUGACUUUGUAUUGAAUAAUUUUUCAGCCGAAUCGAGCCGCUAAAUUCAAGGCCGUAAAAGUUCAGGAGAAUGAUUUUGUUGUAUCAAGGCCGACUAUACUUUACAUGAGUGCGUUCUUGUGCCAAAUGUAUGUUCCUUAAUCCAGGUUUGUAGACAUUUAGUCACCGUUUAUUUACUUAAAUACGUUAAUCAGAUCAUUAGGCAGGCGCCCAAGCUGCACGGGUCUGUCUGGCAUAGCCAGCCAAGUAAGAGUUGAAGAGGCCAAGGCCGUGUAUGAAUGCCAUGAAUUGGCUACGAGCAGGUUGAACUGCCAGACCCGCGUGCAUAUGCAGACAUAAACACAGGCACACAUGCGCGCAAUCCAACACACCCACACAUCCAUCGCAAUGGCAACAUUAUCCGUUUAUUAUCACACUUUGCUUUGGUGAUACGCAAAUUAGCUGUUUACCAGAUGUGGCCAUUUAACUUUCAAAAUAUCGUAUUGCUGAGUUAUCACUUAUUUCAUUAUGAAAGACCCAUGUGUAUACACUGUGUUCACACAGAAUAGAGAAAACAGCAUAGGGUCGGGAGAUAGUCAUUUUAUCGCUAGUGAGACUAUGAGGAUCACUGCUUGAUUCACCAUACUGAUGCAUUGGUUGGCAUCGGUCAAUCUGACAAUAAGGCCCAACCUCUAUAUCGAGCUUGAGCUAUCAAUAUGUGCGUCACUUAUGUUCAGAAUAUUUUAACAUGAAGCAGCAAGAUAAGGUGUUUGUUUAUAUGUGUAUAUUCAUUCAAGUAUCAAUCAAACAUGCAUCAUGAAGAUCUUGCCUACAAGAGGUGAUGGAUUUCUCAAGCAACACGAGACGAGCAUUGGGACCGGUUGAGAUGGGAAAGCUCUCCUGCGUUUUUUUGAUGUCACUCAAGAAAUAGGAGAGGCACUGAGACCCCUUUGGUCUUUAACACAGUCCUAAAACAUCAAGUGGCCAGCAACCAACAGCACCCGCAAAGAUGCAUCGGAUGAACGGCCAACACGUCUCUCGAAUUGGGCAAGGUUACGGGAGCUCAGGAAGAGAGACGGGAUGGGAGGGAAUUUUCACGUCGAGCAGAUGCGAGGGAAGACGCAGACAGAGAAACGCUGCGACCUGCGGUGUUGGGGGGGGGGGGUUGAUGACAGUGCGGAUGAGGUGAGAUGGGCAGUCUGGCAGACUCCGAGGAGGAAUAGGAAUUAAACGAGUGACGUUCACGGUGGUAGCGUUAGGAGAGCGGUACGGAGGUGCUGAAUGCCGAUGGGCAAGUGACUGGCCGGGUGACAUCAAAGCAUCAAAGCAGAAUUCAACAUUUGGCACCGACGCCUGUCCAAUUGUGCUAUGGAUCUCGAUACAUCGAUAAUGCUGAGGUAUGGAUUUUGUUCAGUCUGUUUCAUGAGCAAAGAAGUGGGCUUACUUGAAAGACAAAUCUGAUGCAGGGCUAUCUCUAUGGGACCCUUUUUGGCAGUAUCAGGAUAUGAAAUGAAAAAAAAAGUGCCUUUGCCCCUUUCUGGCAUACAUGCAGGCGUUAAGAUGUUUGUUAAUGCUUAACUCAGAGCUAGUAAUGCCUUGGUGUUUUCAUUGUCCUUGGACUGUUUGCCUUUUGGCGGCCUUCGGUCUGGCACUGGUGAGACAAAGCCUGGUGUCGACCAAUAAGUUUCGAGGACAGUGCGUAUAUUAUAUCAAAGCAUAAUUGUUUGCAUUUUUUCACCACAUGUAUGUGUGGUUAAUGCGGACUUGAUGCCUCGUAAUUAGUAUCUCUUUGGUGCUUGGAUAUCUUAACACCUCCUGCGUGUGUGUCAGAAAGUGUUAAGCCCCCAUUUUUUAAAAUAAAUCAAUGAACGCACGACCAUCGCAAAAGGAAACGACACCUCCUCCAUUACUUUUUCCAUCAUUGCUAAACAUGUGCAUGGAAGUGUAAGAACAGAGUUGCGUAAUGCCUGACCAUUCACACACAGCCACCACAACAACACAAUAUCAGGUAUCAGAAAUAGUUCGUGUCUUGUGCAGGCUUUCAUCGCUCUGGCUCUGUGCCCUUUCUCCACACACCGUGUGGAUGACAUCCUCACUGGGUACUUUACUUUGAUCCACUUACAUCGUGUUGGAGUGAUACACACGCACGCGUCUGGAAAUUGAAUUACUUCUCCGUUCAGCCAGCUGGUGCUCGGUGAGUCUGGCUAUCGAUCUGUCUUGUCUACCAACUAGCAGUGCGUGCAGUCACACGCGCAACAACAGCAAAACAAAACCAAUAAUGUUCAGGAUUUUAGAGUCUGCCAUUCACUCUAUCACCCUAAGUCUACAAGACGUUAUUUGCCAGUCGGCAAAUACUCCUUGGGACAUGGGAAGAUUUGUUUGUGUGUUCUCCAAGGAUCAUGUAUGUCAGCAGAAGUAAAACUUUAGCUGGAGAUAGGGCUGGGUGUUUGGAAUUCACUGGGAUUGUCUCCUGGUUGUGGCAUUUCUAAAGUGUGACAAGUCUCUGGUGGCUUGAGUUGGAUGUCCUGCUAUUGUAUUGGACUCGUAAAGGUUGGCCAUGUCUCGCGUGAAUCUGGCCCCAGGAUAAGUGACCUCCAGUGUGCUCCCAGGCCCUUUCGUUAGGGUAGUGAUCCAAAGCUGCUGUGGGCUCGUGCAAGUGCAUUGUAGCAUGUCCAAGGAUGUAACAGGAGCUGGCCAAGGCGAGGGCCAAUGUGGCUUUAAACUGGCUGAGCAGAUGGUCAGGCAGUGACACCAACAGAUAUAUCAGACUCCCGGUUUUAACCCUUUCGUGAUGUAUUUUUUUGUGCAGAAAAUUCACCUCGUUCAUUUACGUACAUAAAUUGGAUAUUGUAUUAUGCAUUUAAUUUUCUUACGUCUGCCUGUGCCACGAUCGCAUUGCUUGAGUAGGGCAUUAUGAGUCUCAUUGAAUGAUAAUCAUAAUCAAGCAGUGUUGUCAAUGUUAGGGAGUUGAAGAUCACUUAUUAUUUUUGUAGGUUCUUAUUAUGGUAUGGAUUCAUACUUGAAAAUAGAGAGCACUCAUGUUUUUGUUCUCAAAACAACACGAUAGGUUUUGGCUUUUUUAUUCGAUUAUAUUGAUUUUAACCGGCUCUUAUGUUGUAUAUUUCAGGAAUCUAGCUGUUACCACAUCUUGAAGGCUUUAUGCAUUUUAUAUAACACAGAACCCCAGCUUUUUAGACACACAUGUUUUAAGAAACGGCUUAUGUAAGUUAAAAUGCAUUAUUGGCAACCAACUGCUUUGCUUUUUUCCACGAUAGAAACCCAGAACUCCCCGGCAUGAGUAGAGGCAGUGAGCUUAACCGAGCCUUCACUGGCGCAAGAGUUCUGCUUGGGAAAAGAGAGGUGAGUCAGCGGGGAAAAGAGUGGUGAGUUAGCGGUGAAAAGAGUGGUGAGUUAGCGGUGAAAAGAGUGGUGAGUUAGCGGUGAAAAGAGUGGUGAGUUAGCGGUGAAAAGAGUGGUGAGUUAGCGGUGAAA